Messenger RNA from Amorphotheca resinae ATCC 22711, 1158 nucleotides. RefSeq lists its product as hypothetical. NCBI's taxonomy places the organism in Eukaryota, Fungi, Ascomycota, Leotiomycetes, Helotiales, Amorphothecaceae. The coding region runs from base 280 to 1158 and encodes 292 amino acids. The record is from RefSeq and is a predicted model, not a curated record. The transcript has 6 exons.
CGAUGCCUAGACUGGAAAGCCCUGACAACCGUAUUAUACGUCCUCUCCAAAGGAGAACAGGGUCCUAUAUAUAUCCAACUCACCGUCUUCAACAGACCGUCGUGAGUUCCGCACUGAAAAUUUGACCGAUGAGGUCCUUUCUCGCCAUUUCUUACCAUGAUGCCUCCAGUCACCCACCAGUAGACACCUCUUACACAACGUGAGCAGAAGCGCAUUGCCGUCAGCAGAGUGCUACACGCCUGGCUAGAUCUAGGUAAGGCACAUCCUACAACCAGGCCCAUGCACAUAGCAAACCAAUGCGCUCGGAGACAUAUAACUGUUCACGGUUCUAGGAAAGGGGGAGUCACCCACGACAUGCCUUCAUCUCUGCGCGCCCUAGCAGUCCUCUCCCUCCCAGUUUGGAUCGCAGAAACGGCCCUCCCCGCGACGAUGGCGUACAUCAGGGAAUUGAGGGACUCUGAAGAAGUCGACAAACAUCUCAGUUCUGGCAAUGCUGGAGGGGAUCCCAAACUGCUCUCUGACCACCCCGCCUCUUUCCUGGUUCAAGAGAUCCACGGAAAUUCAAAGGCGGCCGGCAGAAUCCAGCUCUGCCAGAAAUCACCGAACGCGGGGCGUAAGAUGUGGGCGAUUGGUUCUGUAGACUCGGAAACGAGAGAUGACGGAGUAGUCGGCGUGGACGCCUCAGGGGUACAGGGAGCAGGGGCCCUCGUGGAUCAGGCACGAAACGAGGCCGGGUUAAUAAAAGUUGGCUCUUGCAAGUACACGAGUCCUCAGACACGCCCUACGGCCAAGGCUUCUCAGAAACGCCAGGCGGCAUCUUGUUGCGCCUCUGAGCCGCAACGCGCUUCAGAAGAACCUAUUGUUGAAUCCUUCGAGGCGCUGCGGCUUGCUAUUUCAGGAGAUGGGGUUGUUGGUGCUUAUAUCAAGGUGCUGCGCGCAUUACACAGCUCGAACCCGGACUGCGACAUUAUCCCUUCCGACACGCUAAGCGAGCAAAACAUCCAGAGGAGACAACAAACAGUCCAUCAGGCUAUGGACGGCAGAAGAAGCAUUAUCAACAACAUUGUCAAGACCAGCAACACCUUUCACAAACAUCAUCAGCGAGAGGAGGGCGACAGAAGAGAACAAACACAGGAUACAACGCUCAUUUCCCGGUAG